AAUAUAUAUUCUCCAGUGUGUUCCAGCUUCCAGACAAAAAAACAAAAAAGUUCACUGUAGUGUGUCGAGUCCAGUCAGUCAUACUCGAUAAAGAUUUAUUUUUUCCGAGAAAGAGAGUGAAAGAAACAACAAUACCCCAACCAAGCCAACUAACCAACCACAGAAGUGAAAAUGUCCAGCUCAGUGUACCUUAUCUUCUCCAUCGUUCUCAUCUCCGCCGUUUCAACCCUCCCUCCUAUCUUUGCCACCGACCAUAUUGUUGGGGCUAAUAAGGGUUGGAAUCCCGGUCUAAACUACACCCUUUGGGCUAACAACCACACAUUUUAUGUUGGCGACUUUAUCUCAUUUAGGUACCAAAAGAACCAGUACAAUGUGUUUGAGGUGAACCAAACUGGAUAUGACAACUGCACAACUGAAGGUGCAGUAGGGAACUGGACCAGCGGCAAAGACUUCAUACUCCUCACUGAGGCCAAAAGGUACUACUUCAUUUGUGGAAAUGGGCAGUGCUUCAGUGGCAUGAAGGUAUCUGUGGUUGUCCACCAUCUGCCGCCGCCUCCAUCCUCUGCUCCCAAGCACUCUUCUCAGAAUUCCACUGCCGCAGCAGUUCCAAGCCCUGGAUUCCGGGCGUUGACAGUGUCAUUGGCAUUCAUCUGGUUUGGAUCUUGGGGGCUUUAGUGUUGUUGUAGCAGCUUUAGAUCAGGGAAGUGUAUUAUUGAAUCAUUUCAUUAUUGGGGUCUUUUAUUUUGUGUGUGCCAAACUCUUUGGAGACAGUCCUUUUCAAUUGACUUUUCCCCUCCUACUUCUGUGAGAUUAGUUCUCAUUUUGCAUUGACUGCAUUUCUUUCUUAAUGUUAUUGUCAUUUUAGGGGAAGAAAAAGAAAAUGGCAAAGUCCAUAUUUAGGGCAAGGCUUCUUUUGGUAUUUAUUGGAUUGUGUAUACUAAGUAGGAGAAAGAAUACUGAUUUAGAGUAUUUUUUGAGGUGUAUGUUAUCUUCCCAUAACCGGUUUUAAUUAGGUUUGCAUUUCAAUGCAGGUAAAGCUCUGCAUUCAAUAUUCUCUGUUUUUUAUUUGAACUCAUAAAAAGUACAGAUUUUAUUUAUUUA
This is a messenger RNA of Humulus lupulus (European hop), 1101 nucleotides long. Its product is annotated as early nodulin-like protein 17. The transcript is spliced from 2 exons. NCBI's taxonomy places the organism in Eukaryota, Viridiplantae, Streptophyta, Magnoliopsida, Rosales, Cannabaceae. The record is from RefSeq and is a predicted model, not a curated record. Gene Ontology annotation, cellular component: plasma membrane. The coding region runs from base 172 to 675 and encodes 167 amino acids. Gene Ontology annotation, molecular function: electron transfer activity.